AUGCUCAUCGUUGGCCAAGCGAUCGCGAGCGUCGGAGCAGCGGGUCUCCUGUCAACAACACUGUCUAUUUCUGCCGUCGUAGUCACCUCUCGCCUUCGCGCACUAUACACAGGGAUCCUUUCGUCCUUGUUUGGCAUUGCCAUGAUAUGUGGACCACUCCUUGGAGGUGCCUUCACACAACAUGUGUCCUGGAGAUGGUUAUUUUACAUCAACCUCCCACUAGGUUCCGUAACAAUUGGUGCGCUGGUGCCCUUUUUUUACCCACCAAUUCGAGCAGUUGAAAACGAAACUGUUAAGGGGCGAGUAAAGAGGCUUGACUGCCGGUAA
Messenger RNA from Cucurbitaria berberidis CBS 394.84, 327 nucleotides. RefSeq lists its product as uncharacterized. Gene Ontology annotation, molecular function: transmembrane transporter activity. Gene Ontology annotation, biological process: transmembrane transport. Bases 1 to 327 code for a protein of 108 amino acids. Lineage: Eukaryota; Fungi; Ascomycota; Dothideomycetes; Pleosporales; Cucurbitariaceae. The transcript has a single exon. The record is from RefSeq and is a predicted model, not a curated record.